AUGCCCAUCGCAAUGCCUUCCAUGCCGGCUCCGGCACUAGCCCUGGCACUGCUCGGUGCUUUCGGCCUCGCCAUCGCCCCGGCUGUUCAGUCGGCCCCCACCAUCGAGGCCAUCCAAGCUACAUGCGCCAAGACAAUACAGCCAGACUCUUGCAAACACGUCCUGCUCGCCAACAUGGCCGCCGGCUCACCGGAGGUGAACAGUGUCCCCCUAAUGUCCCUGCAAGUCGCGGCAAAGCUCGCCAAGAUGGCCAACGGCUUCGCCAAUGCCAGGCUCACCACGGACCCGCACCCCGCCAAAUGCCUCGCAAACUGCAUCGAAGACCUUCAUAGGGUGGCCAAGGCAUUUGAGGGGAUCCCAGUGGAGGCGGUUAAGCCUGGCGACGAGGCGGGGGUGCUGUCCUUCAGCUCGGAGUUCAAGCCGACAUGCGGGGACGACUGCCCGAAGCCAAUCCCCGAGAGGACCGAGGACGAACGGGCCACGCGCGACAAGUUUGUGGGUGUCAUGAGAGCGAUCGGCGUCAUGCAGGACCUUUUCUUAACCAAGACUUGGUAA
Molecule: messenger RNA, 555 nt
Organism: Triticum turgidum subsp. durum (durum wheat)
Lineage: Eukaryota; Viridiplantae; Streptophyta; Magnoliopsida; Poales; Poaceae
Source: the annotation of a GenBank genome assembly